Carassius auratus (goldfish) is the source of this 2817-nucleotide messenger RNA. Its product is annotated as kelch-like protein 4. Bases 1 to 2157 code for a protein of 718 amino acids. Gene Ontology annotation, molecular function: protein binding. The transcript has 11 exons. Lineage: Eukaryota; Metazoa; Chordata; Actinopteri; Cypriniformes; Cyprinidae. The record is from RefSeq and is a predicted model, not a curated record.
AUGUCUGUGUCUGGAAAAAAGGAGUUUGACGUGAAGCAGAUCCUCAGGCUCCGCUGGCGCUGGUUCAGCCACAGCACUCAGACCUCCGCUGGGAAUGGGGGCUACAUCCAACAGGAAGGUUUCGACCACCGGGGAACACCGGUCCGGCUGAAGAGUCACUCCCGGGACAGAGGAGGAUUCCGCAAGAGCAACAGCCCUGUGCACAGCAUUCUGGCACCGAACCCUGGACCCAUGCCUGUUUAUGUCAGGGCAGGCGAUCAAUCAUGGCACCAGCAAAACAUCAUCCAGCACCUCCAAGCUAGCGAGGAGCAGCUUCCCAAGAACAACUCACCUUGCAGUGCCAGGAAAGAGGAGGCGAAGAGCAGCCAUGAGGAUGUGAAGAGCAAUCCGGAGGAACCCUGUGAGGAGGAAGCCAUAGACAGGUUGGCUUUGAGCAGUUUCUCUAGGAUGAGCUCCAACUGCUCCGAUGAGUUUUUCCAGGCCACAAACCAUGCGGAACAGACCUUUCGAAAGAUGGAGACCUAUCUUCAGCACAAGCAGCUGUGUGAUGUACUUUUGAUAGCUGGAGACCACAAGAUCCCUGCACACAGACUUGUCCUGAGCGCAGUUUCAGACUACUUUGCUGCCAUGUUCACCAAUGACGUCAGGGAGGCAAAACAAGAGGAAAUUAAAAUGGAGGGUGUAGAUCCUGAGGCGUUGCGAGCACUGGUUCAUUUUGCAUAUACUGGAGUCCUGGAGCUAAAAGAGGACACAAUUGAAAGUCUGUUAGCUGCUGCUUGUCUCCUCCAGCUCUCACAAGUUAUUCAGGUCUGCUGUAACUUUCUGAUGAAACAACUGCACCCUUCCAACUGCCUGGGGAUCCGUUCGUUUGCUGACGCUCAGGGAUGCAUGGAUCUUUUGAACGUGGCUCACAACUACACUGUGGAAAACUUUCUAGAGGUCAUUCAGAAUCAGGAGUUCCUCUUGCUGCCCACAACGGAAAUUGUCAAGCUUUUGGCCAGCGAUGACAUCAACGUUCCAGAUGAAGAAACGAUUUUCCAAGCCCUGAUGAUGUGGGUUCGCUAUGAUGUGCAGCACCGACAACGGGAUCUGGGAGUGUUGCUGGCAUAUAUUCGACUUCCCCUUUUACCACCACAGCUUCUUGCUGAUCUGGAAAACAAUAAGAUGUUUUCAGAAGACCUGGAAUGCCAGAAGCUCCUGAUGGAAGCCAUGAAGUACCAUCUUUUGCCAGAACGCCGUCCCAUGCUACAGAGCCCAAGAACCAAACCACGGAAAUCCACUGUUGGAUCGCUCUAUGCUGUUGGAGGCAUGGACGCCUCUAAAGGGUCUACGACGAUAGAGAAAUAUGACCUUCGCACAAACCGAUGGAUCCAAGUUGGCAUCAUGAAUGGGCGAAGACUUCAGUUCGGGGUUUCAGUGAUUGAUAACAAACUCUACGUGGUUGGAGGAAGGGAUGGACUCAAGACCUCUAACAUGGUGGAGUGCUACAACCCAAUCACUAAAGUGUGGUCCACCAUGCCACCAAUGUCAACCCACAGACAUGGAUUAGGAAUUGCUGUGCUGGAGGGGCCUAUGUAUGCAGUGGGAGGCCAUGACGGAUGGAGCUAUUUGAACACAGUAGAAAGGUGGGACCCCCAGGCGAGGCAGUGGAAUUAUGUGGCCAGUAUGUCCACACCACGCAGCACAGUCGGGGUCACUGCUCUCAAUGGAAAGUUGUUUGCUGUCGGUGGUCGUGAUGGAAGCUCCUGUCUGCGAUCGAUGGAAUGUUUUGAUCCCCACACUAAUAAAUGGAGUAUGUGUGCACCCAUGUCAAAGAGGAGAGGCGGAGUGGGCGUGGCCACAUAUAACAGUUUCUUGUAUGCUGUCGGAGGACACGAUGCACCAGCUUCAAACCACUGUUCACGUCUCUCUGAUUGUGUGGAGAGGUAUGACCCAAAAACAGACACAUGGACCACAGUGUCAUCUCUGAGUGUACCCCGGGAUGCAGUGGGGGUGUGUCUGCUGGGAGACAGGUUAUAUGCGGUCGGAGGAUAUGACGGUCAGACCUACUUAAACAGCGUCGAGUCCUAUGAUGCACCAAACAAUGAAUGGACUGAGGAGGUCCCUUUAAACAUCGGGAGGGCAGGGGCAUGUGUGGUGGUUGUGAAACUGCCUUGAAGGCUCAGAAUCUGAACUGUGGCCUCAAGAGGAGGACUGCGAUGGAAACACUUGGAAUGCUCUUUUCACGUAGUACACAACGUUCAUGAAAGCUAUCGUCAACACUGGAUUCAUCUCAACAGAUUUAGACAGCUAUGUGCCGUUCAGUCUGUUUUUGCUCAGAUAUUUUAGCACUAAUACAGACUGAAAUUAAAGGGGUUGUGGGGGUGGGUGGGUAUUAUUGUAAGAUUUUACUUAAUUAUAUGAUACAUUUUAUAGUAAAGGAAUACUUUUUAAAAUGCAUCCAGAAAGACUUUGAGUUACGAUUUUUCAUUUUAAUUGUACAUCUUCUUAACCUCAUCACAUUUUUGACAUUUUAUCUUUUAACUAUAAAACUACAUCUGAUUUUCAAAGACAGCAGCAUACUUGUUUACCUGUGCAAUUUUGUGGAAAAUGUAUUUUUGGAAUCUUAGAUAAAUGAUUUUAAAAGACCACUGUGAAUACUUCCAGCUCUGCUUACAACAAACUAAUUUUGGUAUACCCAAAAUGUUUGUGGACACAUACUCAUGCAGUUCUCAUCUAAAUACAUUUUUUGGUCUGAGACUAGGUUCAGCACGAAACUAUAUUAAAGGGAUAGUUCACCCAAAAAAGAAAAUGUGAUGUUUAUCUGCUUACCCCCAG